Puntigrus tetrazona (Sumatra barb) is the source of this 949-nucleotide messenger RNA. RefSeq names its product CD209 antigen-like protein E. Bases 73 to 774 code for a protein of 233 amino acids. The transcript is spliced from 5 exons. NCBI's taxonomy places the organism in Eukaryota, Metazoa, Chordata, Actinopteri, Cypriniformes, Cyprinidae. Gene Ontology annotation, molecular function: signaling receptor activity. The record is from RefSeq and is a predicted model, not a curated record.
CCACUCCAAGAGAGAAACUAGGUGACAACAGUCAAACUGUCAGAAAUUGAAUAGAAAUAUAGUAAAGGGAAAAUGUUCAGAGAAAAUGAAAAAAGCAUCAGUUGUAUCUAUGAAAAUGAAUUAGUUACUAAAGGGAAAUUUAAAGAAGAGACCGCGGACAGGAGCACAAUGAGAAUCCAGUCAUCUGAACUCACAGGACAUGAUCCAGUGAAGAUCAGAAACUACAGAUCAGCUGUAGUGUGUUUGGUUCUUCUGUGUGUUCUUCUGCUGACUGCAGUCAUAGUGCUGUGUGUCAUCUUCACUCAAGAGAGACAACAGCUCAUAUCCAAGACUGAAAACCUGAUCAUUGAGAGAGACCAGCUAGGAAAUGAACUUCACAUUCUUAAAUGGACUUAUUAUCAAUCCAGUUUUUACUACAUGUCCAGUGAGAUAAAGAACUGGACUGAGAGCAGAAGAUACUGUACAGAGAGCGGAGCAGAUCUGAUCAUCAUAAACAACAGAGAGGAACAAGAUUUUGUUAAUAAAAUGUUUGGUGGUACUACAGCCUGGAUUGGUCUGACUGACGGUGAUGUGGAGGGCAGGUGGAAAUGGGUUGAUGGCAGCACACUGACCUCUGGUUACAGCUCCUGGUGGCAGGGAGAGCCACAUGGAGGAACAACAGAGAACUGUGCUGUGACUGUAUAUAAUGAUUCAAGGUGGCCCACUUUGUUUGGGUGGUUUGAUGUUCAGUGUAUUUAUGGUUACCAAUGGAUCUGUGAGAAGAGGAUGUCAUAACCCACACUGUCAACAUGACUCCAGACAUUUGUUUAAUCUGACCAGAAACACCUUGUGAGUAAAACCCCACAGAGUAUUCUGAGUGAGAUUCCAGUCUUCAGUUAUUAUUUGAAUUGAAAACUCAAAGCUUUUAAAAUGAAUAAUUAAAUAAAUAAAAAUCACUGAAUCAUUUGUA